Jaminaea rosea is the source of this 2450-nucleotide messenger RNA. Its product is annotated as Cryptochrome/photolyase FAD-binding domain-containing protein. Bases 103 to 2217 code for a protein of 704 amino acids. The record is from RefSeq and is a predicted model, not a curated record. NCBI's taxonomy places the organism in Eukaryota, Fungi, Basidiomycota, Exobasidiomycetes, Microstromatales. Gene Ontology annotation, molecular function: FAD binding; DNA binding. Gene Ontology annotation, cellular component: cytoplasm; nucleus. Gene Ontology annotation, biological process: circadian regulation of gene expression; entrainment of circadian clock by photoperiod. The transcript has 4 exons.
GUCCAGAGGAGAACGAGCGCUGCUCCUUCCUGCCUCCGCCUUUCGUUACCAAACAACAACAACAACGACAACGACAACGGUCUGCAGGAAGUCGUAGCCAUCAUGGCCCCUAAAGCUGGAUCCGCACGUGUCCUCUACUGGUUCCGCACCGACCUGCGUCUUCACGACUCACCAGCUCUGGCCAAAGCCCUCGCCCUCUCCCCCAAAGCCUUCUUUCCCGUCUUCAACUUCGACCCGCACUAUGCAUUCGAGCAAGCAGUGGGCGCUCGUCGCUUUCGUUUCUUGCUCGAAUCGAUGCAGGACCUCAGCGACGAGAUUCGAAAGAUCAACAAGAAUUCACAGCUCCUCGUCACACGCGGAGACCCUCGACGGCGCAUCAAAGAACUCUGCGAGAAGUGGGAGGUCACCCACGUCGCUUUCGAGGAAGACCACAACGAUUACGGCCGCACUCGUGACGCCGAAGUACGUCAGGCGCUCGAAAAGGCCGGCAUUGAGAUCGUCUCCUGCGAAGGUCACCACCUAUACCCGAUCAAGGAGGUCCUCAAGAAGAAUGGCAACAAGCCUACGACGUCGAUGAGCGCAUAUCAAAAGGCAAUCUCGUCGCUCGGGGACGUGCCUAAGCCAACUGAGACGCCAAAGUCACUGCCCGACCCUCUCGCCCCCGGCUCUGACAAGGUCGACAUGAAGAAGCUCUUUCAACUCGUCGACGACCUCGCUCCGCUCAAUAAGGAUCCUGGACCGCCCGAAGUCGACGUCAAUCACGAGAAGCACGGUGGGCAGCGACACGGCGACGUCACGCUCUACGACACUGUCGCAGAGAAGGAGAGCGAUCCAUUCGCAGUCCCCACUCUCAAGUCGCUCGGCAUGGAUGAGCCCCAAGACAACAUGUGCAAGCCCAUUCGCGGUGGGUCCUCUGUAGCCCUCAAGCGCCUCGACGACCUCUGCAAGGAUCCGUCCUACCUCGCUACUUUUGCCAAGCCGCAGACAAGCCCCUCGACUGACCCCGAUGCUCCUUCAACUACGCUGCUCUCCCCGUACAUCAAGUUCGGCUGCCUUGGCAUCCGCUACUUCUGGCACAAGACCAAAGAGACCAAGAAGAAGCACAAGGGUGGCGGUGUGACUGACAUUCCCGAGGGGAUGGAGGGUCAGCUCCUAUUCCGCGACAUGUACGCUGCGUGCGAGGCUGCCAUUGGUGACGCCUUCCAUGGUGUGAGGGGCAACUCGAUGGCCAAAUACUUUGACUGGUAUCUGCCUGACGCGUACGACGACAAGGGCAACAAGAUUGUGCCUCGUCCGCGUGGGGACGAGGAGAGUGAGAAGAGACUGGCCGCCUGGGAGUCCGGAACUACGGGCUUCCCUUGGAUCGACGCCAACAUGCGUAUGCUGAGGCAGUGCGGAUGGAUGCACCACCUGGGCCGUCACAGCACGGCAGCCUUCCUGACUCGCGCUCAAUGCUUCAUCUCGUGGGAGCGAGGCGCCGAGGUGUACUCCAAGUACCUCCUCGACUGGGACCCUUCGUCCAACUCCGGCAACUGGAUGUGGCUCUCCGCGACUGCAUUCUUCUCGCAAUUCUUCCGCGUCUACGGCCUCGCCACCUUCCCCGCGAAAUACGACAAGGAUGGCUACCUCGUCCGCAAGUUCUGCCCCGAGCUCAAAGACGUGCCCAAGAAGUACAUCUACUCGCCUCAUCUCAUGUCCGACGCUGAGCAGAAGCAGGCAAAGUGCAUCAUCGGCAAGGACUACCCUGCGCCUAUCCUCGACGAAAAGGAGGAGAAGCAGCAUUGCCUCGACCGCAUGGGGUACGGGUACAAGCAAAAGCUGAUGGGUGACGCAAAGGAGGUCAUGAAUGGGUCGGCCGAGGACAAGUUCAGAAAGGGGCAUGGCAUCCCUCACCCUGCGCUGUUCGAAAAGGGAAGGCAGGACAAGAAGAUCCCCGAUUGGGCCAAGGCUCCCCCUGCCGACGAGGCUCUCGACGGCGUCAGCAAGGAGAACAAGGAUGAGAUCGAGCCCCACGAGACGGACAACCACGAUCACGAGGACAAUGAGAACGACGAGACGGACGCAAAGGAUGUCAAAGCCGAGGAUAUCGGCGCCGCUGACGCCGAGAAUGGUGAGGGAGAGGGGUCCAAGGAAUCGGCAGCAGGCUCCAAGCGCAAGAGCAAGAGCGGUGAAGGCGAAGGUGACAGCAAGCGUCAGAAGAAAGGCGGUAAAAAGUAGGCGGAGGGCGGUAAAAAGUAGGCGGAGGACGAUGAAUUUGAGAGAGCAGACGCUUCGACGAGGCUGGCUGUUGGGCUAUUGACAUGACGCGGCGGGUGGCUGACUCAAGGUUUGCUUUUUGUCGAUGUGAUCGCGUUAAUGAUACACGAAUGCGAGGUAGCGAAGGACGUUGCAGAGGCGUGUCGUGGCUUCGUGUUGUGAGGUGUUGUGAGAGUGGUGGGGCUUGGGCGUGG